UUCUAGCUUUGAGUUACCUAAACUCUUGUUAGCUUUAAGAAGGGAAAGUAAUGUGUUGCUGAAGAUAUUUCUAUAGUAUAAUGCCUUUGCUUGUAGCUGUAGAAAAGUGGUGGUCAAAAUCUAUUGAUGCAAGUAAAGAAGCAAGACGUAACUUUAAGUACCCUAUUGAAGAGCUCAUUUGAAAGAUGAUUCUAACUUUGCAUGGCUGGAGGAACCGACUCUGAAACUUUCAGCACCAUCAACUUGAAAGGGAGAAAUGUCGGUGCAGAAAUGUUCAUAGACAAUUGCAUUACAGGUGAGUCGGAUUUCAAAGAUUAUUGCUGCAUCAAUAUUUACAUAAACAACAACAUUCAGGGAGUAAAUAACUCGAUUCUGGAAGGGAGCGAGGUGAGAAUGAAGGAUCCUGGGGUUAGCUUGUAUUUUGGAGACUUGAAGGUUAACCCAGAGGGUGAAACAGGAAUUAGGCUUAGGUUAUCUUCAUGUGGGUUUAUUUUGAUGAUCAUUAUCUCAAUUCUGGCAUUGUUAUCCUUGUCUUCAUGGUUUAAAUUCGGAGGAAUCUCUGAUAGGGGCACCUGUCAUGCUGCCUUGAAAGAGGGCACACGUCACGUGCUAAGACGAGAACAAUGUCAUUUGAUGGGUUUUCAUUUGAAUAGUUGGUACCUGGGGCUUGCACUCUGUGCUGCACCACAUAAAGUUUCAAGGGUGUUUCCCCUUACCGCUUAGAUUUUAGACCAGCGAUUAAGGUUUAUCGUUUUCUACUGUACUGUUUGAAAGUAAUAGCUUGAAGCAGACAUCAAGAUCAAAUUGAUUUGUUUGUUUAUG
This is a messenger RNA of Carica papaya (papaya), 822 nucleotides long. The record is from RefSeq and is a predicted model, not a curated record. Lineage: Eukaryota; Viridiplantae; Streptophyta; Magnoliopsida; Brassicales; Caricaceae.